Messenger RNA from Annulohypoxylon maeteangense, 2717 nucleotides. RefSeq lists its product as uncharacterized. NCBI's taxonomy places the organism in Eukaryota, Fungi, Ascomycota, Sordariomycetes, Xylariales, Hypoxylaceae. Gene Ontology annotation, biological process: osmosensory signaling pathway via Sho1 osmosensor; hyperosmotic response; signal transduction involved in filamentous growth. The coding region runs from base 102 to 2579 and encodes 825 amino acids. The record is from RefSeq and is a predicted model, not a curated record. Gene Ontology annotation, cellular component: cell surface; site of polarized growth; extracellular region. Gene Ontology annotation, molecular function: osmosensor activity. The transcript is spliced from 2 exons.
GCCACGAUUUUACGCUGCAGUCGAUACUCGAACCUAGCCGUUGCAACAGCCAUCUAGCGAUUGAUUUAUCUGGGACGAAUUGGAUUUUAAUUUGAGUCAUCAUGCAUUCUACUUCAUUAUUCGUCGCUGCCUUAGUGGCCGCCGCCUCGUUGGCUACCGCAGAAACUGAAAAUAGACCGAAGAUCUAUUUCCCACGACAUGUAAAGAGGCAGUACACUAAUCACACGAUUACGAGUUCGGCAUCGAGGAGUAUCCAAAGCGAUACGGUGGAUUCAACGACUCAUUCCGAGACUAAGAAGGACUCAAUAUCCGAUCUCUUGUCUAGCCUCCUUUCAGGGAUCGAUCCCAGCGAAUCGACGACAACGACUUCGUCGGACGUUACCAGCGCAAGCUCCUCGAUCAGCGCAUCUUCAACAUCCGAAUCCGAAUCCGAGUCUCAAGGGACAGCGACGACAUCUGAUGCAUCUAGCUCAGCUAGCACAUCUGGCUCAUCUGGUAGUGUUGGGUCCACCGGAGGAGUGCCUCCGCUAAUCUCCUUGCCAACGCUCAGCUUGGAUCUUCCGUCUCUAUUGCCCACUUCGGAUGCAGAGACGGCAUCUGUCUCUGCCAACUCAACCGUCUCCGCGACUGGAACUGCUACGGGGACUACUGCUGAAGUUUCGACAACGGGAGAGGCUACCAAUGGCACUGCCAUCGAGACUGCAAGCGACUCUACGGCCGUACCCUCCACGACUGUACCUUCUUCGUCUUCAGGCAUUUUAAUUGCCCCCACGGGCGUUGUGACCCAGAGUUCAACCAGCUCAAGCGGUGGAUUACUCGGUGGUGUGACUAGUCUUGUUGGUGGAGUUACGAGUGCAGUGGGAGGUGUUACGAGCGCUGUUCUCCCGACGGCCUCGGCCUCGGCCAAUGCAACGGAAUCGAGCACGGAAUUAGGCACCGAUGCCUCCAGUGCAAUUACCACCAGUUCGGACGGUGGAUUGUUGCCAUCUCUGUCUCUGUUGCCCUCAAGCCUCAGUCUUUUCCCGACUACCACAUUCCCUGGCACUGCUCCGACUGCGUCGUCUACCUCAAGCUCUACAGCGCCUCUCCUCUCGCUGCCACCUCUCCUGGGCACUGGAUCAUCGUCAAGCUCUGCGUCAAGUUUUGCGACGACAAGCUCUGAGACGCCACUGAUAUCGCUACCACCUCUAUUCGGUACCGGUUCGUCGUCGAUAGCAAUUCCGACAUCGAUCGCUAAUACCACGGAUUCAACUAUCCUCCCUACCGUUCUGCCCACAGAGUCCCUCAGUCUUAGCUUGCCUUUGCCCACGCCCACUGUGAUUCCCAGCAACACUACUACGUCAUCGGUUGAGCCUGUCACCACUCCGGUCACUUCGCCAACUGUUCCACUUAAUACUACCACCUCGGCAACGGAAGUCCCUAUUACGCAGUCCUCGUCCUCAAGCGUUGUCACGGUCCCUCUUAACACAACCACUCCCUUGACCUCCUCUGCUGAACGUACGACUGUUCAACCCACCAGCACUUCGUCGUCGACGGUCUACUCAACGAGUGUUGCCCCCUCAACCACAUCCUCGUCUACGACUGCACCCAUAUUCACGAGUAUUCCUGUGAUUGGCACAAUUACUGAUUCCCAGUCUUGGCUCCCCACUACGAUUAUUGUCCAGCCCUCUACCAGCACCUUCAGCACAACUGGACAACCUACGGCGACAGGAAUUCCGACAAGCCUGCCCAAGGCUAUUACACCAUGGACGGCAUCUCCUGCUCAACCCCCAGACACGACUCUUAUCCAGAUUUCGUUCCUCUUUGGCGAGAACUAUCAGCAUCUAGUGGAUGAGCCUCUGGCCGCUUCUCAGAUGUUCAAUCUCCUUCCACAGGGACUUGCGUACGGCGGUGGCUAUGACGUAGGGAGAAUUCAAAUGUACAGCAUUAAGCCUUACGAUACCAUCUCUCGUUUAGGUUACAUUACUUCUCAAGCCAUGGUAUGGUAUCCCACGGAUGGAGUUUCCAAGCUUAGCCAAGAUAUCGGGUACCCGACGACCGCUCUCUACAACAGCCCUGACUCUCUAGUACGCAACUUGACCAGCCAGAUCAACCCCGCUAUCGGUAUCAUGCCUGGUUCUACACUAGAUGGUGCUACCGGUUCUACUGGAGGCAGUGGAUCAGACCCGUCUGACACUGGUUCCGCCAAUAACGACCCGUUCGACACCCAGGGUCCGGGAGAGCAGACAACUAGCGCGCAACAGGGCGUCACAGCUGGUAUCGCCGUUGGUGCGGCUAGCGUUGCUGGUGCUUAUGGCGCCGCCAUGUUUAUCAUCGCCCGCCGCUACAAGCGCAAGAAGCAGAGACACCAGAGGAGCAGCUCCAUCAACUCGCCCUCCGAGAUGCGUCAAGCUGGAAGCCCGGCUCUGAUGGGUGGUGCGUUACUGAGUCGGGAUUUUACGAGCAACCCUGGUUACGGUGGAGUUGUAGGAAAUACGCGCGAUAGUCAAGGAAGUGGGAGGAGUGGAAUGAACAGCUCAGCACGCACCGCUAACAUUUCGGCGCCAGUCGCAGCUGAGAACUCUCUUGGCUGGAACUGAGCGAACGUAUACGACCUGCACGUCACAUCCGUUUCAUUUUAGUUAUAGUUCGAUACCCAUCCAGAAGGCGUUGCCUGUUUUGAACAGAAGCCACUGUGGGCGGCCUGCCUAAGGAAUUGCGACCCUUUGUGAGCAUUC